AUGGCGGUCGGGCCUACUCUCGGAACUGGGUUGUUUAUUGGUUCUGGGCAAGCCCUCGCUGUCGGCGGCCCUGCCUCGUUGCUCUGCUCUUAUGUAUUCAUAUCAGUUUUGAUAUAUUGUUUAACCACAGCGACCGCCGAGAUUGCAGCUCAUAUGCCCGCCCACAAUGGCACGAUGCUGAGUCACACGUAUCGCUUCGCUUCGACGCAUUUGGGAUUUUCCCUCGGGUACCUUCGCUGGUACUCUAUGGCUCUACUGGUUCCUUUCGAGAUCACCAAUGCGAUGGCCGCCUUGAGUUUGUGGGAACCUGGUGCUCUGGUCGCAGUACGGGUUGGCAUCGUCGCAGCGAUAAUCCUCGGUUUCAAUAUGCUCCCAGAAACUAUAUUCAAGCGAAUGGAAACUUUUUUCACCGGAGUCAAAUUAGUGACAGCGAUUGGGCUUAUCCUUCUUUCGACUAUCUUGGCAGCCCGAGGUAUCCCUGGCACUCCAGUGAGAGGGUUUUAUUACUGGCGUCAUCCCGGUGCCAUGAAUCAAUAUCUUACCCCCGGGCACCUAGGACGGUUUUUAGGUUUAGUGCAGUGUGUUCUGUAUAGCACAAUUUCGUUCAUCUUCAGUCCGGAAUUGACCGUCGUGCGAGCUGAAAAGGCAGAUGGUGAGACAGGAUCCAGCGUCCUGAAGGUGGCACAAAUUGACAACAUACACCUCUGUGCGCUCUAUAUCCUCAGUGCAUUGGCCAUGGGUGUAGUGAGUCCCUCGGACGAGCCCUUGCUAACGAAUUAUGGAACUGGCGCCGGAUUGUCACCCUAUGUUGUGGGCAUAAGAAGAGCACGAAUUCCUGUACUGCCUGUCUUUGCAACCACGUUGAUAUUUCUCUCAUCCAUGGCCUCCGCACGUUCGUUCCUCUUCGUCUCGUCGCGCACUCUAUGCUCACUAGCCGAAGCUGGGCAUGCUCCCGCGCUAUUCAAGGAUCGCAACAGAUGGGGUGUCCCAUAUGUAUCAGUAAUUGUGUCAUCGUUUUUCACGGGCCUUGCAUACUUAUGCUUGAGAUUGUCCGUAUCUGUCGUCUUCAAUUUCCUAAUGUAUUUCAUUACAACCUCCGGAUAUAUCUCUUGGCUGUGUUCAUGCAUUCUCUACCUCCGUUUCCGACGGACGACCAAAGCACAGGGGUUUGUGCGCGUGCAUCAAACAUUCGUUCAGCCAUACGGCGCGUACUUUGCUAUUCUCGUCUGUACUGUGUUGUUCCUUGCCAACUUACUCAUGACCGUGAUCCCAUCCAAAGAUGCCCUCCGGGACCCCAUUGCUGUGUAUCUGGGAAUCCUCACAUUUCUUCUGCUGUAUAUCGGACAUUCGGCAAAAUACCCCUUUUCACGGAUUGCCGAUAGCGAGGCAGGCGAGCAGUGCAGUGAGACGAUCGAAAUCCCGCACCCCCGAGUACCACCACUUUGA
Aspergillus tanneri is the source of this 1446-nucleotide messenger RNA. Its product is annotated as putative proline permease. Gene Ontology annotation, cellular component: membrane. Gene Ontology annotation, biological process: amino acid transmembrane transport. The transcript has a single exon. Gene Ontology annotation, molecular function: amino acid transmembrane transporter activity. Lineage: Eukaryota; Fungi; Ascomycota; Eurotiomycetes; Eurotiales; Aspergillaceae. The record is from RefSeq and is a predicted model, not a curated record. Bases 1 to 1446 code for a protein of 481 amino acids.